AUGGAUGCAGUUGUCAUGGAGACGGAAGAGGCUCAAGCACGGGUUGGUGGCGGCGGGGUUGCCAUGGCGAUGGCGACGGGUGCUGCUCUUCCCGCAGCCGAGCGGCUCGGACAGCAGCACUACGCGCUGAUCGUGAUCGGGGAGCUGUCGGGAGAGCAUCAGCUGGAGAAGGUGAAGGAUCGCAUAAAGCAGGGGCUUCACUCGUGGCCUGUGGAUCUGAGCGUCUGUGAUCUGAACCAGGAGCUGCAGCUCUUCGAGACCAAGCACUCCGCUCAGUUCUCCUCAGAGGUCAAAGGACAGAGACUUCUGCAAUACAAGAGUGAUGUCCUGGAGACAGUCGUUCUGGUGAAUCCAUCUGCGGACAACAUUGCUAUAGAGAUCAGAACACUACUCUGUGACUCAGCCAAACACAAGCUACUGAUUCUGAGUGGUCAAAGCACUGAACAAGGUGGUGACAUCAUCCUACAAAAGGGCGUAUUUAACUGGAAGAGCUUCUCUGAUAUCAUCACAAGCCAAAGAGUUAAAAACUUCCUGAGACAGUCAGGUCCUGCAGAGCAGGCGUGUCUGACUGUGUGCUGUCCAGCAGAGGGGGCCUGGAGCUCCCUGGAGCUCAACCAGGAGCAGUACCUGUUAGACAUACGACUGAACCCUGAGCCUGUCCUGCCUGAGAUGGAGGGAGUGGCAGAGUUUACGGAGUAUGUCUCGGAGACGGUGGACGUUCCUUCACCAUUUGAGCUGCUGGAGCCACCCACCUCUGGGGGCUUCCUGAAGCUGUCUAAACCAUGCUGCUACAUUUUCCCUGGAGGCAGAGGAGACUCAGCACUGUUUGCGGUCAACGGCUUCAACAUUCUGAUCGAUGGCGGUUCAGACCGAAAGUCUUGCUUCUGGAAGCUGGUGCGACACUUGGAUCGGAUAGAUUCCGUACUCCUCACCCACAUCGGAGCAGACAAUAUCCCUGGGAUUAAUGGACUGUUGCAGAGGAAAAUCGCAGAGCAAGAAGAGGAACAGUCCCAAGGCUCCAAUGCCUAUGGAGAAUGGAUGAAAAACCUGAUCUCACCCGAGCUUGGUGUAGUGUUCUUCAAUGUUCCAGACAAGCUAAAGACAUCAGAACCAACCCUGAAAGUGAAGAGGAGUAUUGAGGAGGCCUCUCUGACUUUGCAGUACCUCAGCAAACUGGGGAUCAGACCAGAACCUCUGUAUCGAGUUGUUAGCAACACCAUUGAGCCGGUCACACUUUUUCACAAGUUGGGAGUCGGCAAGUUAGACAUGUACAUUCUAAACCCUGUCAAGGACAGUAAGGAAAUGCAGUUCUUUAUGCAGAAGUGGGCGGGCAACAGUAAGGCCAAGACUGGCAUCACCUUAGCCAAUGGAAAAGAAGGAGAAAUUUCUGUUCCAUACCUCACAUCAGUAACAGCUCUUGUUGUCUGGGUUCCCGCCAGCCCUACUGAAAAGAUAGUGAGGGUCCUGUUUCCUGGAAAUGCACCACAGAACAAAAUUUUUGAGGGCCUUGAAAAGCUGAGGCAUCUUGACUUUUUGCGUUAUCCGGUGGCGACUCAAAAAGACAUAUCGUCUGGAGCUCCCCCUCCAAUCAUUAAACAAACUAAGCUGAAGCCACGCACUGAUAGCAAGGAAAGCCUUAAAUCCUCACCCAAGAUGCAUGCCACCACUAAAGCAAGUAAAAAAGAGGCAAACGAAGACAUUGAAUCAAAGAGUAACUCAGUAAAGGAGAAUAAAGUGGAAAAGAAGCCCCGAAAACUGAAGGAGAGUGUAAAAACUCCCAAACCUGUGAAAGCCCAUACGGACACAAAAGAUACUGUGAAGUUAGAAAAAAAGAAACUAUUGAGAGAAAAGUCACCCAAGAAACAUGACAAAGAUAAGGCAUCCAAAAUGGAAGAAAAGAAAGAUAAAGAAAAGAAAGAGGUUAAAAGAGAAAAGAAGGAAGUAAAGAAGCAGGAAUCUGCUAAGAAAGAUGACAACAAAGAAGCCAAAUUAAAGGAUGAAAAGAAGACAGAGUUGAGGAAAAUCACCAAACCUGAUUUAAAGCCCUUCACUCCUGAGGUCAGGAAGACCCUGAACAAAGCAAAGGUUCAAGUAAAGCCUAAGACUGAGAAAACAAAGGCAGUCAAAGAGCAAGAGAACAGACCUGCUGCUAAACAGGUUUCAAAAGAGAAGCAGGAAAAUGACAGGUCCCUGGUUUCUUCACCAGAAGAUCUUACCAAGGAUUUUGAAGCGCUAAAACAAGAAGAGCUUUCUGAGAGCAAAGUUCUCCCGACACUUCUACAAUCUACAAAUCUUCAAUCUACAACACUUCCUGUCACUAAAGAUGCUCACAUUGACUCCCCUGAUGAAGGAAUCACCACUACUGAUGUGGAGGCUGAAUCACCUCAUGAAGAAAAGCUACCAUUUGGAGCACAGACGAGUAAAUCACCAAUUAAGACCGCAGAGAAAUUUGAGGAUGAAGGUGCUGGAACAGAAGAUGAUUACGAGGAGGACUACAACACUGAAACCACACCAGCCAAAAUUUUAGAUGUUUCAGCAAAGCCAGAUGAGAAGAAAUGGCAGGAGAUUAAGGAGAAAGAAGAGUAUUUCGAAAAGAAAACGAGAAAGAGCGACAGUGAGGAGGAAGAGGAUGUCAUUGAGAAAGCCGAGCUGGAGGAGGCAGAGGAUAUCGUUCGUGAGGACGAGCUAAAACACAAAUCUGAGGAGGCAAAGAAAGACAAGAUUGACAAGGACUGGGAUGUCAAACACAGUGAAUGUAAAACAGUCAAACCUUCUGGUGCAGCCGAACACAUCUCUUUCAUCCAGGAUGAGACCAUUCCCGGAUAUUCCGAGACUGAACAGACCAUUUCUGACGAGGAGAUCCAUGAAGACACGGAAGACAGGAUCCCUCAACUCCGUUAUGAUGUCGGCUCCUACGACAUUUCUGUUCCUGAUGAGCCUGGUUCUUUUGACACCAUCCACGGUGUAAAAGAGAUGAAGCCCCCAACAAUUUCUUUUGGAUCUGAUUUUACGGCAAAGGGAAGCAGCUUGGGCCAAGAGCCAGUUUUAUCAGCUUAUGCCUCUAAUAUAAUUGCGGCACCAUUGGCUGAAGAGGAGCACAUCUCCUCAGCCACUUCCAUUACUGAAUAUGAUAAAUUAUCCUCUUUCGCAACAUCCGUCACUGAGGAUCAGUCUAUUGCGUCUGUGACAGCUCCUCCAACUGAGGAUGCCGGGAAAAGCUCUUUACUUCUGGACACUGUAAACAGUAUACCGUCAUCCAGUCGCACAGAAGGAAAGGAGUAUUUACACUCAGCUGGCACAAUCUCACCUACAUCAUCUUUAGAGGAAGACAAGUGCUUUAAAUCACCUCCAUCCGAAGAGUACCAGCCCAUUGUUCCAGAGGUGGAAACUUCCGGAAAGCCCAUUUCUCAGGCACAUGAAGAGGACGAAGAAGACGAGGAAGAAGAUGAAGACCAGACGCCUAAUGUCGACAUGCCUCUUGGUAAACUGCACGAAGGCUAUGCAUCUGCUGCACUGCAAGACUUGCAGGAGCAAGCUUUUGAUAAGUCCCCCUCUACAAUGGGACCUCCAAUUUCAGUACCUUCACCUGUGCUGUCUCCUGUCUUGCAAGUAAAAGAUGAAAAGAUGUCUACUCUUCCUCAGGAUGAGCCCACAAAAACUGACUCGAAAGUUGAGAAAGAAGCUGAGAAACCUCUAUCUUCUUUACCCUACCCUGGUGUCCUCUCCAGUACGCCAGAAAUAAGUGGUACCUCAGAUCCAGAGGAAAGAUGUCUAAGUCCAGAUGAUAGCACAAUGAGAAUGGCCUCACCUACACAGUCGGGUCCUACCAGCAGCGGCUAUUCUCCUACUGAGGAGAAGGCACAGAAGUCCAUGAUUUUGGAGAAAGAGGACAAACAGGACAAAGAUACCUAUGAAAUUCAAAUGACAACAAAACACACAACAGUACCAUUAACUGAUGCAGAUAGAAAGACGACCUCUGUGAAAAUACUGGAGGAUGAAGGUGACCCUUUCAAUAAGGGCUUCUCUAGCACAAGAGCAACAUUUGAUGAUUCAGGGGAAGAAGACGAAGAAGAGGAAGAGGAGGAGGAGGAAUAUGAUUACAAGAGGGAAGACUUUAAAUCCUGCAGCAAAACGAAAUACAAAGAAGAAAGGGAAAGCACUUUCCUUGAUGAGGAAUACAUUUGUGAGCCACAGUUCCUAAAAGAGGAGAAGCUGAUUGGGAAGGAGAAAGAGGAAGCAGAUAAGGAGCAUAAACCAAAAGUCGUGACCCAGUUGGAAAAAGAACGCAAGCCCCAGAUGGUUGGUUUUGUGGAAGAGGAAGAUGAUAGUGAAACUGAAGAUUGCACUUACUCGAGUGUAAAAGGGCCUCAGGCUACGUUAGAUUCAGUGUCAGUAGGCCAAGGCAAGAAAGACGUGUCAUUCUCAGAGCAGGAUGACACAACAGCGACCUCCAAAGACAGUGAUAAAAGUGUACACUUCAACUUGUAUUCUUUUCCUGAACAUGAGAAGGGCCCUAGAGAUGAGUAUGCACGGGAAGUAAGGCAAGACACACCCUAUGUAGGAAAGAGUUUUACAUAUUCUGAGGUAUAUGACAGUAAAUCCAGUUCUGUGGAUAGUUCAUACUCACCCAAUUUACCAAAGGAGUUUAUGGACAAAUUUGAAGAGAAUGAUAACACUGAGAAGGAAUCUGACCUAAAAGGUACUGAACAUAGUAGCAGUUUAAAGGAAACUAAAGAGAUGUCAGAUUUUGAAGAAUCUCCUCUAAAGGAAUUGUCUUUAUCAUCUACUACACAUAACUCAUCUUCUGUAAGUCACAUUUCAGAAGAAACAACUACAAAGAGCUUGUCUAAGGUUGAACAGGAGACACCUGAAAAACCUUCACAAUCUUUCUCGCCAGAAAGAGAUCCCUUUUCUAUUCAAUUUGAUAAACCUAGUGUCUGUGAAAAGAGAGAGGUCAUUGCCGCACCACCAACCGAUUAUCUAGACAACCUCACUGCUUCUGGCUACUCUGCAAAAAGUAGCUCAAGUCCUGCAGUAGCUCAGUCUUUGAUUGAUGUAAAAGGAGCAGUUGCAAAAGACAUGAAGAUGCUAGCUCAUGGAGAGGAUGAUGAUGAAGAUGAGGAAGAAGAAGAGGAAGAAGAUGAGGAUGAGGAAGAGGAUGAUGAUGAAAUGUAUGCACGACGAGUCAGCGACAGUGACCAGGAGAAGGGUGCCAAAGACAAAUCUGAAAAAGAAUUCAGCCAAUUUGGUGGUGCAGCAGCCUCCAAAAUGCCUCCUGAUUUUAAGGAGGAAAAUAAAGACACUUUACAAGACUAUGGCCAUACCUUGGACAGUUAUGGCAAACCCCCAGCCCCUGCUUCUUUUGAGCCCACUGUGAGCCAUAAAAGCCCUGCUGAGGCUUCUGGCAGCCGUAUGACAGAAUACUCUUCUGGAUAUGAUUAUUCUUAUGACGAGGAGAAGGAUUCUUUCCCAUCCACCAAGUUCAGCGAAGACAAGGCCAAGAAAGACAGCAGCUAUGAUCAGUCUUACUUGCCUUUCUCCACAAAAUCAAGUGAAGAUAAAGUUCUUGAAUUUGAAAAACAAAAAAACCCAGAGGUUUUAGGCAAAAAGCCUGGAGAUUCGGUUUCACCAGGUUUCAAUUAUGCAACUGCAACAGCCACGGCCUACUCCUCUUCCUCCUCCUACAGCCACUCUUCCUCUGCAUCCGCCUCUCUCUCCACCAGCCGCCAGUUUGGAGAUGAGCUGGAGACCCCCGCCAGUGCUGGAUAUGAAUAUUCCUUAUUCAGAGAUGAGCAUUCUCUUGUGAUAGAUUCUCCUAUCUCCAGUUCUGGAGGUCUGGUUAAAGAUGAGUAUUUAGAGGUUUCUGAGAAGCUCACUCCAGCCACCACCACAGCUGAGUCCACCUCAAGCCUUGCAAGGUUUUCUCCACUGUCGCCUUUUGAGGAAAUCAAGCCCUUCCCUCAGCACUCAGUCCCCUCUGUAGAUGAUAAUAAGAGGGAAGAACAUGUCAGCUCUGCCGGUGAUGCUGUGGACAAGGCUCCUCAGGGCGCUUGCUUUUACAAGCCAGAAUGGAGUGACGAGAUGAAUUUGCAGGCUGAAUAUGGUGCUACCGGACCUUACAAUCCCCUGCCUCAGGCCUCUGAGAAGGACUCUAUGCCGUCAGGACUGUUUGGUGCUUCCUUAACUGCUCAUGCUGAUAUCACAGAGAAGCAGUACUAUCAAGACACUGAGAGCAGUGAAGAGGAGGAGGACUACAUGUGCGAAACAGAACAGGAUAAGCUACAGUAUGUAAGAUCGCCGUUCAUGGCCAAAUCAGACAAGAUGGAAAGUCCCUUUUCGUUGACAGAACAACUACCAAUGGUUUCCUCUGCUAGUAAGGUUGGCACUCUUCCAGAUGUGCUUACAUAUACUUCUCCAGUUCCUCAGCCUACAAAGCCAGACACUGCAAACGGUCCUGCAGAAAUCAGCAUGGCACCACCAGACCCUUUCAGUGGAGUCAGCAAGGUACCAUCAAGCCUUUCUAAAUCUGAACUGAAGAGCGAGGAACCCUUUGAAUCCUGCAAAGUUAGAAGCCCAUUCGAAUGGGAAAUGCAGCAGCAAAGAGGCAUCUAUCCAGGUGCUUCACCUCCCCACUAUCGCCAUGAGGACGAGUAUGAAGAGGAAGAGGAGGUGGAACCUGAGCACCCACCUCGUCCUCUUUCACUCGCAUCUGCAGAUCAGUCGUUCCAGUCCUCCUACUACAAAGAAGACCAAGGCAGGCAAGAUGACUCAGAUCAUCCUCCUGACAUUUUCAUGGGUGCAAGCCCCUUCUCCUCAUCAGCUUCCCCAGGCUACUCAUCCUCUGAGUACAAGCAGAGGAAAGGAGACACAUCCCCAUCGUUCAUCAACCCAAGCCUGUGCCAGCUUUCCAGUGACGAGGAGGAUGAGGAAGAGAGAAGCCAGGAUGUUGAUCAGCAGCAGCCAUCAGGCAAGACAAGAUACCACAACCAGCCUCAACAUCAUUCUCACAAGGAGGACAGUGAGUCGCAGCACCUCUCUGGAGCCAUGGCUGCAGGUGUUGGCCUAGCUGGAGACGACACGCCCCCGACCUCUGUCAGCGAAUCACUGCCCUCUCAGACAGAUUCUGACAUUCCACCAGGAACCGAAGAGUGUCCCUCCAUCACAGCCGAAGGAAAUGCAGAAUCUGACGAGGACGCAGAUUACCUCCCUGUCGAUAAGUCGUCCGGAGCCUACGGUGGCAAACAUUACUCCUCCAGGUCUUCAGAAAAAAAUCAUGAUCCACUGCCCUCACCCAUGAUGGAUCCUGCCCCUUACCCCCCUCAUCCUGAUGUGUGUAUGGUAGACCCAGAGGCACUCUCCAGCCUGACUGAUAAACCUCUCAAGAAAGAUCCUAAGAUGAAGGGCCUACGUAAAUCCAAGUCAAAGUCUCCAGCUAGGAAGGCUGAUGCCAGACGUAAAAGAUCCCCAUCCAAGGACUCGUCCCCUCGCACCACCUCUUUAAAGAAGAAGGACAUUGAGGACGAUGUGUCUAGGUCAAGUCACAACACUGGCAGGGGACACGUCAAUGGAAUUAAAAAUACGUCAGUUUCUAACUCUGCAAAAUCCAGUUCCUCUGCACCCGCUGGUCCUCUGAUCUACGUGGACCUGGCCUACAUUCCAAACCACUGCAGUGCUAAAAAUGUAGACCAGGAGUUCUUCAAGCGCGUGCGCUCGGCCUAUUAUGUAGUGAGUGGAAAUGACUCCAGUAACGGCGAGCCCAGCCGUGUGGUCCUGGACGCACUGCUGGAGGGAAAAGCACAGUGGGGGUCUAAUCUGCAGGUGACACUGAUCCCGACCCACGACACUGAAGUGAUGAGAGAAUGGUACCAGCAGACCCACGAGAAGCAGCAGGAGCUGAACAUUAUGGUGCUGGCCAGCAGCAGUACGGUUGUAAUGCAGGACGAAUCUUUCCCCGCCUGCAAGAUUGAGUUCUAACUCUGGCACGGCUCCCGGGUUCACACUUUUACUCAAACGCUCCCUUAUAGCCUUAUUUGUGGGUUAUUCCGUGUACAAGCUGUUAGUCAGCAUUCAGCCCUGUUAAUGUCCUACCUGUCUGUCUGAUUAAAGGUCCCGACUUUAACCAAACCCUAACUUUACUGAGCAUAUUAUGAUAGCAACAGAAAAACACUAACUAGGUGGAAGAUGUGCCUUUAACUUUAACUCCAUUCUUAAAACAGUAUCUCCCUUUAAGCCUGGAUAAGUAAGGAAUACAAUGGCAAUCUUCUUGUUUUGGCCAGUUUGGGUGCAUCUUUACUUUGCUCCACUUCACUAUUCUUGAUUUAACUUAAGCAGUUCGAGUUUAUCAAAGCACAAGCUUACCUUAUCUUUUAAUGAGAUUUAUGCAUAAUUUUUCCCCAAACAGCUUCUGACCUUAAUGUGCAUACAUAAUCACACACAGUUAUAUCACAAUAUUAACACCACCUACCUGCCUAAUCGUGUAACAGUGGGAGUAACCACCAUUGGCUUGGAUGACUUUAGGGAUAUGGAAGGUAUCUGGAGGCACUAGGGUUACCUGGGACACCACUGUAAUGCCUUUGGGAAUUACUUUAGGUACGAGCUCUCAGCUUGGCUCUAGAACAUUUAGAACCCACAAGCAGUUUUCAAGAUGAGUUCUAGUAGGUUAGUGGGUGCUGGGGCAUUAAUACCAUGGAUGUGAGCUCAAUACCCAAGGCUCCUUAACUACCACUGCUGUACCCAAGGGCAAGGAACUUAACCCUCUUUGUUCCAUGGGUGCCUUAGACUGGUUGACACCAGCUUUCUCAGCAGGGAAAUGUAAAACACGUUCAUGGGGCUCAGUGGUUAGAGCACUGGGCUAUUGAUGACAUGGUUGGUUUGCUACCCGAGUUGUACACCACUGCUCCCUGAGUGCUGCAGCACAAUGGCACGUGGCAUCUGCGUGUCACAUCCCAGGCCAAGUUCAUUCAAGUUCAUAUUGGUAAUAAUAUUCUGAUAUGACCACAUAUACAUCUUAUCUCUGUCAUUAAAAAAAACCUUGUAUCCACAAAAUGUUGACUUUACAGAUGAAGGGGUAUUGACAUGAAAAUAUUAUGUUAUUCCAUGUCUUUUCAGAGCAUUUCUAUUGGUUCAUUCAUGAAAUUUGGAUACAAUAUAAAAAAAAUACUACUGCCAGAUUUUUUGAAGUGAUUUUUUAUUAUGUUCAAAAGUCAAAAAUGGAGAUAUAAGGUUUUGGUAUGACAGUGAACAUAGAUAGCCCCCCUGCGUCUCUCUGUCUUUCUCUCACACACGUGCAGUACACAGGCAAUCUUAAUCAAGUACCUAACUUUCAGAGAUACAUCAUCCUCUGACCACUAUCCAGAUUCAUCACACACACUAAUUCUGAGAAUCCUUCUAUAGCACAUACAGUACAGUAUUAUAUAUAUAUAUAUAUAUAUAUAUAUAUAUAUAUAUACAUAUAUAUAUAUAUAUAUAUAUAUAUAUGUAUAUAUAUAUAUAUUGUGAUAUAAAAUCUUUCCAACAUUUUAAUAUAUAUAUAUAUUAUUUACAGCAUCUGUUACUGACUGACAUGCAUUACAUUAAUAGUUAAACUCAUUUUUGAGAGGUUUGUGGGUUCAGUUCAGUUGUGGGCUCUCUGCAGUUUUUCUGUAUCAUUAUCAGAAAUUAUUUUAAAUCGAACAAAAUAAAGAAAUAUAUUAAGAUAUAAAGUUUGGCCCAAUCGUCCAGCCCUACCUCGCUAAAUCAAGUAGGAUCUAAAACAUAUGAUGCGAGAUUUGUCUGAUAUACUGUUUUGUCUUAAUAUAGAAGUGGAGAAUUAGGUUUAUGUGUGCAGCUAGGCUAAGUCGAUGUUCACUGAUGAUAUAAACGUGAUGUAAGAGGUGUACACUAAAAGAGUUAAUCAUUAUUUUUAGAUUUUACAGAAGAGUAAAAAAGUCCUGUAAUCAUUAUUUUGUUACAUUGUAUUUUAAGUGUUGCCCAGUUGCAGACAUGAGAUUUACCUGCACUUUAAUUCAGUUUGAUUUCAUUUCCUUUUUAAAUGCAUUGUAAAUACAGCUCGCAGGAUUCUUCAUUAGAUGGAGUUAAAGGAAAAUAAAGAGCGAGACUGAAGCUGUUUGAGUCAAAGCCAAAGGAAUAAGCAAUAGAGAGACUGAGGAUACUGAGCGUUCUGAUCUGUGGUAUAUUAAAUAGUAUAAACCUGUGUAAGGUGACAUGCAGAGGCCGGGAGUGCACGGAAUUACGACAGUAGAGUUUUAUUGAACUCCGUACAGUUACAGGAUGGGAGUGUGUUUAUAUUGCUGGAAUAAUAAUAAUAAAUAAGCACAUUGUGGCAUUUAACUACAAUCGUACUUUUACUGCCGGUUUACUUUUGGCUUUGGUACAAAAUGAAUACAUCAUUGCUGUUAAGCAAAAAUAAAAAAAAAACAUUUUAAAGCAUUUCUAUCGGUCCAUUCAUCAUGAAAGUUUUAAACAGUGUAAAGAACAACUGCCAAAUCAAAUGUACGUCAAAAAGUAUGUAAAAAAGACGUAAAUUGGCUACUACUAGAAAUAUAAGAUAUGCCAGUUUGAAUGAAGCUUAUUUCCUUUUCCAAAAGACAAAAUAAUAAUAUUUUUUAAAACUGUAGGCCUGUACAGCAUGCGUGCAUGUACUGUACUGUAUAUUACUGCCAAUAAAGAAACAAAGAUUUGGUACCUCACAGUACAGUGUGUUUACAUGAAGUUAAUAACCAGGGAACAGCGGUGAAUACGAUAUCAGUCAGUAAUCACAUGAACACAUUUUAACGCACUUGUGUAAAUAUGUGCUGAGAGAUUUGAUUACUGAGCAAAAUCAAAUCCGGCUCUUUAUUGGAUGAAUUGAUUGAGUUCACACAGAUUUUUACAAACUUUCAAAAAUGACAUACAUUAUAAAAGUGACCCACCUAUAAUAACGAUUCCUUUCACACUGAGUCUGAGGUUGUCGUGACUGCAAAGCUGUUGUCCAGCUGUGGAGCUGUUAACCUCGUUUGUGGAUUACAGAAACAAAAAGGUUUUACAUGAUCAAUUAAAUAAUCAGAUAACCGCAGAAACCUGAUUCUGACUGGAUUAUUGAGUGCAUGUAAACAGUCAUUUUUAUACAUUUAUUUGUUGUUUUGGAUUGGUAAAAAUGACCAUCGUUUUUGUAAAUUCAGAGAACAUAUGGACCAAAAUAAAACAUAACAUGCAAGAUAAAAAGCAACAUCAACAGCAUUGAUAGGUUGAUUAAUUAAUUAAUCAUAUCGUUUAUGAUUGAUUGAAAAGGAAAGGACCACAGAGCACGAGUGGCUCUUCAGUCUGGGGAUCUGGGCGAUCGUUUAUAAGAUGUUUACUGUGUGAAAGAACUUUUGAGCUGCUGAGGAUUUUUAAAGUGCUAACAAGUGAUAACGAUGCUAACAUUAUACUGAACUCAUUGUCCUGAAUGUCCUCACGUCCCCAUAGACUCACUGCUUCAACUUCCAACAGCGCAUUACACUUCUAUACAAAAACACCAACCCAUGUACCUGACUGCCAGAUCAUGUGACCAAAUCACUGAUCACACUUUAUAUCCAUUGUUUAUAUCCCUCUGUUUUCUGAACUGAAGAUAAAAGAUGAAGAGCUGAUCAGUGAGCCGUGCAGAGCGUCCCUCAGUUUUUCACAUCAUACCGUAUUCAGACCAUCCAGAUAUUGCAUUCCGUUGGAGUCUAGCUAGUUUCUGCAUGUGAUCUUAAAUGUUCUAGUUGAAUAACGAUAUUAAACCAAGUGCUAUUUUAAAGAUAUAUAUUUAAAUGCUAAGUGUCUCAAUGGUCUCGAUGGCACAUAUAACCCGGCCGCGCUCUCAUUUUCUCUGUGCGGUGUUUUAAACAUGAACAAACUGUGUACUUUUUUCUUCAGAUUUAUUAGUUUUCUUCUUUUCUAAGUUAUUAUUUGCUCUGUGUUUUCCUCCUUUAUUUUGUGUGCAAUAUUCUGUUCUUUAUUUUGGAUUUCUCUUAAUGUAGAAGAUCUACAGAUUUGUUGUAAAAUGGUAAACCUGGUGAUCACCAUUAAAAUACAGUUGUUGAAAAAUUAUAA
This is a messenger RNA of Astyanax mexicanus (Mexican tetra), 12054 nucleotides long. RefSeq names its product microtubule-associated protein 1Aa (gene map1aa). Gene Ontology annotation, cellular component: microtubule associated complex; synapse; neuronal cell body. Gene Ontology annotation, biological process: axonogenesis; dendrite development; microtubule cytoskeleton organization. Gene Ontology annotation, molecular function: microtubule binding; actin binding. Lineage: Eukaryota; Metazoa; Chordata; Actinopteri; Characiformes; Acestrorhamphidae. The coding region runs from base 1 to 7974 and encodes 2657 amino acids. The record is from RefSeq and is a predicted model, not a curated record. The transcript is spliced from 7 exons.